ACCGCGGCAGCGGGCAGAGAGGGGCGGCCGGGCCUGCCGCUGCGGGCUUCUUGCGAGGCCAGAGCUCCAGACCUCUUUUCUGCGGUUAAACUAUGAAGCACUCUAAGGCAGACUGUCCUAGUUAUUGAAUUAUCUCCAGUUUAGCACAGGAUUCUUCUUUUCAGUGUACAGUAGCUCUGUGCCUGGGACAGAGUUGUUUUUCAUCAUUCAGAACAUUGCCUGAAGCAGGUCCACCAUGCCGUUAGUAACGAGGAACAUCGAGCCAAGGCACCUGUGCCGUCAGACGUUGCCUAGCGUUACAAGCGAGCUGGAAUGCAAGACCAACAUCACCCUGGCAAAUGUCAUUCGACAGCUGGGCAGCCUGAGUAAAUUUGCAGAGGACAUUUUUGGAGAGCUCUUUACUCAGGCAAAUACCUUUGCCUUCCGGGUGAGUUCUCUAGCUGAGAGGGUUGACCGCCUACAAGUUAAAGUCACUCAGCUGGAUCCCAAGGAGGAAGAAGUGUCACUGCAAGGGAUUAACUCACGAAAGGCCUUCAAAAGCUCCACCACUCAAGACCAGAAGCUUUUCGACAGGGCCUCGCUCCCGGUGCCUGUCCUGGAAACGUAUAACACUUGUAAUGCUCCUCCACCCCUCAACAAUCUGUCCUCGUACAGAGAUGAUGGCAAAGAAGCCCUCAAAUUCUACACAGACCCUUCCUACUUCUUUGAUCUUUGGAAGGAGAAGAUGCUGCAGGACACCAAGGACAUCAUGAAAGAGAAGAGGAAACACAGGAAAGAGAAGAAGGAUAAUCCCAAUAGAGGAAAUGUCAAUCCUAGGAAAAUCAAAACCCGUAAGGAGGAAUGGGAGAAACUGAAGAUGGGACAGGAAUUUGUGGAGUCCAAAGAAAAACUGGGACCUUCUGGGUAUCCGUCUAACCUGGUGUACCAGAACGGCAGCAUUGGCUCUGUAGAGAGUGUGGACACAAGUGGCUACCCACCUCCACCCCAGUCAGACUCCACCUCUCCGCCCUCUCCCUCCUUCCCUGACGACAGCCUGCCACCGCCGCCAGCGGAGUUCAGCUACCCAGCAGACAAUCAGAGAGGGUCUGGUUCAGCUGGACCUAAAAGAUCCAGUCUUGUCAGUCCGAGCCACCCACCGCCAGCUCCACCUCUGGGCUCCCCACCUGGCCCUAGACCAGGCUUUGCUCCUCCUGCUCCCCCACCUCCACCACCACUGACGGGAGUCCCAUCACCACCACCACCUAUUGGAUUUGCAUCUCCAGUGACACCACCACCACCUCCUUCUCCUCCAUCUUUCCCCCCUCACCCUGAUUUUGCUGCUCCUCCUCCCCUACCCCCACCCCCAGCAGUUGACUACCCUUGUCUUCUACCUCUUCCUAUAGCUCAGCCGACUGGUGGGGCACCCCCACCUCCUCCCCCUCCUCCUCCCCCUGGACCUCCACCCCUUUCUUUCAGUGGCAGCGACGGUCAGCUGGUCCCGCCGCCGCCACCCUCUGAUAGCGCUACGUCCAAACCCAAGUCAUCUUUGCCACCUGUGAAUGAUGCCCGAAGUGACUUGCUUUCAGCCAUUCGUCAAGGCUUCCAGCUUCGUAAGGUGGAGGAGCAGCAAGAGCAGGAGAAACGGGAUGUGGUGGGCAAUGACGUAGCCACCAUCCUGGCCCGACGAAUUGCGGUCGAGUACAGCGAUUCUGAGGACGACUCCUCGGAGUUUGAUGAGGACGAAUGGUUUGAUUAACUGUGCCCGUCGGCACUGUCUCCACGUUCUGCUCUGAGCCCCCCAGCAGAGCCCAGCGGAGCCAUCGGCUUCCUUCCCCAGAGUAACCAAAGAUGCACCCAAGUGCUUUGUGCACACCUCUUGUGUGUGUUCUCCCUGUCUCACUUUUCCUUAAGCCUGUGAAGUCACCAGGAGCAUCCUCCCUGGUCUGGAGAGGCCAGGCAGGAAGGAGAUCAGCAUCCUGUUCUCCGUUCACUUGCUAAGUUGCUUCUCAGCACCACCUUUCAAUUGUGUUUUCUUCCGUAAGUGGAAGAAAGUGCCUUUUAGUGGCCAUCCUGGGGAUACUUUAAACCUGUCUUGUGCCUAGGGGGUCUCAUUCUCACCUUAGCCCCUGCCCUGGAGCAGGAGGCAGAGUAGUGCUGACCCUGGCUCCCCCACCUAUCUGUUGGCAUGGCAUGGAACACUCUCAGGAACCAGGUAGCGCUCAGUCCUCUGCCGUCAUCCCUGCCGCCACAGUGGCCACAUAAGGAAUGGGCUGCGAUCUUGGCGGGCAACAGUCUUCCCUUCCAGGCUGGGCCAGGCAGGGUCACCCACACCAGAGUCCCCAGCGUAGCCUACCAUUUCCAUUAUUCUCAUGGAGCGGGUGUGGAGGCCGAGCCUGAUACCGGUAAGAUUGUUCUGUGCUUUGCUAGGCCCCUCCCUCUGGAGCAUCACCUUCAUUUUUACUGUGUCAUGAAGGAGGAAAGGAUGUCCUGCAUCUUGGAAACCUUGGAAAGAGUCUUUCCAGAAGUCCCCAUCCAGUCCCAGAGGGCUCAGUAAGGACAAUGCCAGGCUGGCAGAGCUGGGAGUUGAGAUUCUUUCUCUGUGUGACACCAAGAAGGCAAGAAAGAACAAAUCACUUCUUACUGAGGGGGAAACAGGAUGGGGAGGAGGAUUUGCUCCAGGUUCUAGAGCAGCAGAGCUGGGCCUGGCUCCCCCACCCCUCUGCCCUCCAGCAGCCUUGCCUGCACCACUCAUACACUGGGAGCUCGGAACAGGCCUUUCACCUUCAAAUUAGAAAAGGAAACCAGGGUUCCGGGACUUGUCCAUGGUCCCACAGGACCUAGCUGAUACUGGAACUCAGGUCUUGAGUUCCACUUUAGGGAUCUUUCAGUUCCUGUGCUUUGCUCACAAAAUAUAGGGAUUUGUCCCUAACACUGCUUUCAGAGGGAUAAGAAUUUCUCCUGGCCUGUUCAGAGGCUUUGUGCUUAAUAGAAGAAAGGAUUCUUAGGGAAUGUAUGCACCAGUCUACAAUGUUAAAUAGUCUGGAGCCACCCACCCUGAUCAAUAGACCUCUCUAAAUGCGUUCUAGGCAUUGCCCCACCCCAAAUUAAUUUUUGAUAAGUCUUUUCUAGCCCUUCUCAUCUUUAACCUGUUUGUAUCCCCCAAAUUUAGGCAAUAGUCUACCAGUUCCAUAUUAUAGUCCCUGCUGCCUUAAGGGGUCUGUCAGUGGUAGGGGUUAGGGGAAUAUGAAAGGAUAGAGGUCUUCUGCCCUUGUCGCCAAGCCCCGUCUGGUGAUUGGAGCGGGUGGCAUGUCUUAACUCUGUGCCACCGCUCUCCCCCUCCCCAAGAUUAACACAGAGGUGCUAGUAAGCAGAACUGGCCUAACAGGAGCUUUGUUCCCCCGUCUGACCUCACUAGACCGCAGAAUCCUGCCCCUCCUGUUUUCAGAGCAUUGAAACAAAGAGAAGCAGGCUGCCUCUCUAUCCAGUAGAGUCAAUAGUUGCAGUGAUUGCCAAAGCUCACAGAAACCCCUCUGGCUAGAUGAGGGUAUGGAUAAUCACUGGGAGAUUGUGCCUGUCUUCCCCUAUUGCUUCUCCUGUAUUUCCUUUUCUUUGAACUCGAGGAUUGGGGGGAUGAAGUGGGGGAGCUGAGGAAUGGCAGUCCAGCUCAUCUGUGCCCCCCCCCCCACCAUCAGAGGUCUUCAGCUCAGGUUUCACCCUGUUUAUCAGGCUCUGCAGCCGCUUCACAGCCUUUUUCCCAGCCUGCGUUUUGGAAGCAUAAGAAUGGGCAUUUGUCUCAGACCUCAAAUGGUCCAGGCAGUGGAGCCAGCCUCCCAGCUGCCAGGGGAAGAACGGUGUUCCUGCUGCAGAGCUGGGCCCUAAGCAUGCCGGGAUGGGGUAGGGGUGCGGCAUUUCUCUGGUCUGAGGAGCCAUCCCCCCUCCCUGAGCCCAGAGUGAGACCUGGGGCUGACCAGUCUGGUGUUUACACUCAACUGCUUUGGCUGAAUUGUGCUCUUCACCACCCCCACCCCCACUUCAGAAAGGGGAGCCAGCCCCUCCCUGCACAGUUGUGACCUUGAGAAGGGGCAGUGUUCUCUGGGUAUCUAGAAUCCACAUAUCACAUCCAUGUGCAAGCCCACAGUGGGAAGGGCUUUGGGGGAGGGGGCAGAGGGGGCUGGCUGCCGAAGGUAGGAUUAGAUCAUUAGCUCAGUGACCUCCUAGGGUUUCGCUGUGCUGUGUUCUCCUUCUACAGCUGGCUUGGUAAUGAUCUGCAAGUCCCGGAGUGCAACUGCACAGCUCUGCCCAAUGCUCUCAUUAAAAUCUAUGCAACCAACCUCUGUGCUUUGUACCAGUGACCGCCCAGCUUAAGCCACCCUGGCUUGUGGGGCUCCCAGUCCCAGGCAGCAGAAAGGUCCUCUGGGCUCUGUUUAUGCAAAUGUGCCCCAGGAAAGAGACGACAACAACAACAACAACAACAAAAAAUCAUGCUUUUUAUUUAAGAAAGGACUCUAUGCAAUUAACCAUGUGUCUUUGUGAAUCCUCUAACUACAAAAUGCAAAGUUUAGUGAUGAUUUUAGAGGCCAGUAGCGGGUAGGGGAUGGGGGCAGGGUGGCCUAACUUAGCCUGGACCGCCUGGGCCCAACUUCUGAUCUUCACCAGCAGAUAGAGGUAGAUUCAUGUUCACUUGUGAAAUUAGCACAUUCCAAGGGAGUGUCCCCAAGGUGGGGAAUCUUGGGGGUGAGGGGAAGCUCGUGUCCAAAUAUAGAGCCUGCCUGAUCUCCCAGGAAUGACCCUGUCCAGUGUCACCGAGGAGCCUGAGUUGGCUUGUCAGGGCUAACUGGAAAGUGCACGUGGUUCUAUCCACGCCCCCAAGCCCUUGGCUUGCACAAAUUAAGGGCUCCCCUGGCUCUGGUGACCCUGCUUUAGCAUUCUCCCUGUGUCUUCACCUAGGCGGCCAGCCUACCUCCCACUGCAGCACCCCCACUGGCCCCAAGGCAGCUCUUGUCACAGCUAUUCAGGGCUUCAUCAUCAUCCUCAGGUUUGCCCCAAAUCCAGGAGCGACCUUUACUCAGGAACAGAGGGGAGGUGGAACACCAAUAAUAAAUGGCCUGGGUGGGGGAGGGGCAAAGCCACAGGGAGUCUUGGAGCAGGCGAUACAGACACAUGCCUCUCCUGUGCCUCAUCUUAGCUCUUACAGUGCCUCAAAGCUGGGUAGGGAACAAUUUUGUUAUUGCAUUAACUUUAUUCAGUUAAUUCACUUGAGAAACUAACCAAUUUUUACUUUCUGUCUAGAAUGAUGUAGACCUAGAAGAGCAAGCUGUAAUGCUCCCAGAGUGCCUUAUUUUCUCUGAUAUAAAUAUAUUUAUAAGGACAGAUAUUCCAGUGGUAACUCGGGCUUCUUGGGUGAGUCUGUCAUGCUGAGAUUUAGGGAGAAGUAGGUGUGGGUGGAUGUGUGUGUGUUGGGAACGGCACUGUUGCUGUGAGAAUCCCUCCACGCCAGGCAAUUGAGCUGGAUUCCAAGUAUUUGGGGAAAGAUCCCAAUCAGUGGGGGCAAGUUAGACCUCUCUUGUCUGCAGAAUCCAGGUGCAGUUUAAUCCUUGACCUCGUUGGCCUCACUGUCCCCAUUCCUCCCAAGCCUUGAGAAAGGCACCCAGUUUUCCAGAGCAGACCACAGCUAUGUGUCUUGUCUCAUGCACUUGUUAAUUGCAGCCCCGUGUUCUCCCCCUCCCUCCCUCUGCGAAGUCCCAUUGCAGUAUGUAUAUGUAUAAAUACUUUCAAUGUAAACAUUUUAAAGAAUUUGAUAAAGCCUUUCUAGCCAAUCA
Molecule: messenger RNA, 5798 nt
Organism: Vombatus ursinus (common wombat)
Lineage: Eukaryota; Metazoa; Chordata; Mammalia; Diprotodontia; Vombatidae
Gene: WASF2
Product: WAS protein family member 2
Exons: 10
Coding region: 236-1735 (499 amino acids)
Biological process (GO): actin cytoskeleton organization; positive regulation of Arp2/3 complex-mediated actin nucleation
Cellular component (GO): SCAR complex; cytoskeleton; lamellipodium
Molecular function (GO): protein kinase A regulatory subunit binding; Arp2/3 complex binding; actin binding
Source: RefSeq, a predicted model, not a curated record